Messenger RNA from Racocetra persica, 1012 nucleotides. The record is from the annotation of a GenBank genome assembly. Lineage: Eukaryota; Fungi; Glomeromycota; Glomeromycetes; Diversisporales; Gigasporaceae.
GCAGAAAUAGAAGAGGAAUAUUUAGCAGCAUAUUGUAUUAGAGAACAUUUAGUACAAUCUAUUGAAAAUUUUAUCUAUGCCAUAACUGAGAUUGCUGGAUUUUUUAAUAUUCUGAAAAGGGAAUUAUCCAUGCUUUGUAAUAUUCUUGAUGCAAAAAUUGAAAGACAUUGUAAAAUAGUUAAACCCAAAGCCUCUCGAAUUGUCAAUUUAUGUAACUUUUUUGUAAAAAACCUUCCUCACUGCACCAAUCUCCAGGCAAUCCCUGAUGACUGUAGCAAAAAUUAUGUUCAAAAGUGGCUUGCAACGCAGAAUGGUUGGAUAUUAUUACAUAUUUCUGCUGUUAUUGGAGACAUAAGAUCUGUUAGAACUUUGUUGCAACAAAAUUGUGAUAUUAAUAUUCAUGAUGAAGAUGGUAAAACAGCAUUAUAUUGGGCUGCAGAGUAUAGAUACACGGAAAUAGUCAAAUUUUUAUUAGAAGUAGAAGCUGAAGCUGAUAACAAACCAAAUUUAAAUCUUGUUCAUUUUGCUGCAGAGAGAAAUUAUGAAAAUGUUAAAAUAGGUAUAGUACUACAUUGGGCUGUAUUUGAAGGUCAUAAAGAAACUGUAAAUUAUUUAAUAAAAAAUAAUAUUAAUUUAGUUAAAGCUAUUGAUAAAAAUGAUAAGACAGCAUUAUAUGAAGCUGUGUGGAAUGCUAUAAUUUCAUAUUCAUGCCAGGAAAAAGUUUUUAAUCUUUUAAGAAAUGAUGAUCUUAAAAAUGAUUCUUUAGCAAAGUUUUUUAACCAGUUAGACAAUAAGCAAUUAAAUAAUUAUUACAAAAUUAAACUUCUAAAUGACACUACACUAGGGUUGAGUUAUAAGUUUCAAAAUUUGGAAAACCUAUUUCAUAAAUUAAAAAAUGAAACACUUGGUAAGAUUUAUACACUCAAAUCUGCAUCAGAAUCUAUUUUGAUAAUUGAUAUAAAUGAGUAUUUAAAUUCAAUAGUUAGUGAAACCAAGUUAUUGCAGGAUAAAA